AGCGCAUGCGCAUCACAGUCCUUGUUAGACUGAGGGUGUUGAUUUACAAGCUGCAACAUUUUUGUGAGAAAAAUAUAUUUUAAAAUUCAAAUACAAUAAAGGAACGAAUGUGCUUCAGAAAACGAAACUGCUACCGUCCUCCAGAUCACUUUAGUGCAAAAAUUUACACAGGCCCUGUUCCAUCAGAGCAGGACUCUGUGAUGGUGCAGAGUGAAGCUCCACCCCAGUCUUUGGCCCCGCCCCUGCCCCCACCCACACAGCGCCCCAGCUCUUGCUGCUUCUGUUGGUGCUGCUGCUGCAGCUGUUCCUGGUACGGCCUACCACCACGACAGGCCUGCUGCAGGAGUGAAGAGGAGCGCAGAGUCAGGAGGAAGAGAUGGGAGACUAAGCUGGAGACCCUCAGUAACUGUGAAGCCUGCUCCAAACCCUCGGCGGAGGAGAUGCGUUUGUGGGCGGAGUCUUUCGAGUGUCUGAUGCGGAACCCGGCGGGCCGAAACCUGUUUCGUGAGUUCCUGCGCACGGAGUACAGCGAGGACAACAUGCUGUUCUGGCUGGCCUGUGAGGACCUCAGACAGGAGCACAGCAAGACGGCCAUCCUGGAGAAAGCCCAGCUCAUUUAUGAGAACUACGUUUCCAUACUGUCCCCUAAAGAGGUGAGUCUGGACUCCAGGGUUCGGGAGGUGAUUAACCAGAGGAUGCAAGACCCCACAGCCCACACCUUUGACGAGGCGCAGCUGCAGAUCUACACCCUCAUGCACAGAGACUCUUACCCCAGGUUCCUCAGCUCUUCUGUGUACAGGUCCCUCCUUCGAAACGGCUCCUGCUCCUCCUCUCUGUCAUAGGCCUGGCUGUCCGUCACAGGCCACACCCACCGUCAUGUCAUGGGGACUUCACACACAGCCCGCCAAGAGAAACCACUAGUUCUCUCUCUCUACACCUACUACUUAUUUACCCCCUUGUGCUCUGUACACACACACACACACACACACACUUUGUGUCUAUGUCUGCUGUGUCUACCUUAGUACAAUGUCAGUUGUAGACCAGGGAGCAAGCCAGCAGAUCCUAAUAAUCAGACAUCACAACAUAAUAGUGUCACGUCAGCGUGAGACUGGGUCUGUGCCUGCUGUGGACUUUUUGUUCACCUCUUGUGUAGCUGGGAUUUUAUAUUUGGGAGCUAACGGUACACAAGACAGAAAUCUGGGCAUCAGUCAGAUGCUGAGAAACUUAUGAGUGUGUGUAUGAAUGUGUGUGUGUGUGCGCGCACGCCUCUGGGAGUGCUUGCCUAUCAUAAGAAAUGCAGACUUGGGGCAUUCGUACAACAAAAAUGUAAUUUUUUAAAUAAUCUUGACCAUGAAAACGCACUCCAACCUGCUCAGUAUAAGGUCUUGCACAGUUACGAACUGUUUAACUGUUUAACAUUCAGCUUCUGUUGAGAUGGGCAUCCAGCAUACGAAACUCAAGUCCGGUCAGGUUCUGCGUGUGGUUCGGGUGCAGUACCGACUGAACCGCUCUGGGCCUGGUUCUGUGUGUGGUUCGGGUGCAGUACCGACUGAACCGCUCUGGGCCUGGUUCUGCGUGUGGUUUGGGUGCAGUACCGACUGAACCGCUCUGGGCCUGGUUCUGUGUGUGGUUCGGGUGCAGUACCGACUGAACCGCUCUGGGCCUGGUUCUGCGUGUGGUUCGGGUGCAGUACCGACUGAACCGCUCUGGGCCUGGUUCUGCGUGUGGUUCGGGUGCAGUACCGACUGAGCCGCUCUGGGCCUGGUUCUGUGUGUGGUUCGGGUGCAGUACCGACUGAGCCGCUCUGGGCCUGGUUCUGUCCCUGUGCUCGAUACUGGCCUCAGAUCCUCCUGUUCGCCCCAGUCCACAGUGUACAAUCAGCGCCAGCUCAGUUUAUGUACCGUCUGUUUAAUGCCAGACAAUGUGCCAAAUUACCAGAUAUUGUAUAUGCAAUUUUCAUUUACCAAAAGUUACCCAGAGUGCUCCUAUUGUCAUCCUAGUGGCCAUUAGGAGUGUUUUCGUCACAUCUCCAUGUCACCACAACAGCAGCCAUUCAGGAGGGCUCCCGUUAAUAUGCUGUGCUUUUCUUUUCCUUAAUUCAUACUUCUGAAUUGUAGAUUUAUCACUGUACUGGUGCCAAAUGUUUGAACAAAGCACUCUUUCCCAUUUUUAGAAUGGGCAUGUAUAUAUUUAUAUAACUUCCAUUGUACUGUAUAUACAUACUGUAUCUUUGUACAUUUCUGAAAUAAAUUCAUAAACGUAUGGCUUAAAAAUAGCAUUAUAUAAACAAUAGCUCUGGGCAGUCACUGUUCCCAAUCAUGUGAUAUGUUUAGCUUUAAAACAAAGUGAUAAGAAUGUACACUGAUUUGUGAUUUUGGCAGUAGUACUCUCAUGAUUAGGUUUUUUUAAUCUAAUGACAGGCUGUGUAUUUACAGAAAGCCAGACACCUGGGCGUCUUUAAUAUAGGGCAGAGGUGCUUAUCCACAGAAGGUCUUUUCACUUGCAUUUAUCUGGCUGGUUGUUUUCUGAAGCAGUUUUGUCUUUAAUCUUGCUUUCACACGUCAAGAGCAGCAUCUCACCCUAUAUCAGAUGCAAAAGCUGCAUAUAGCACAGGUAUGUGUGCAGGUGGUUAUGCAGCUGUGACACAUAUGUGUGCAGAUGUUAUGCAGGUGUGACACUGGUAUGUGUGCAGGUGGUUAUGUAGCUGUGACACAGGUAUGUGUGCAGAUGGUUCGCAGGUGUGACAGGUAAUUGUGCAGGUGGUAAUGCAGCUGUGAAACAGGUAUUUGUGCAGAUGGCUGUGCAGGUGUGACACAGGUAAUUGUGCAGAUGGUUGUGCAGGUGUGAAACAGGUAUUUGUGCAGGUGGUUAUGCAGGUGUGACAGGUAUUUGUGCAAAUGGUUAUGCAGGUGUGAUACAGGUAUGUGUGCAGGUGGUUAUGCAGCUGUGACAGGUAUGUGUGCAGGUGGUUAUGCAGCUGUGACACAGGUAUGUGUGCAGGUGGUUAUGCAGCUGUGACACAGGUAUGUGUGCAGGUGGUUAUGCAGGUUUGACACAGGUAAUUGUGCAGGCGGUUAUGCAGGUGUGACGCAGGUAUUUGUGCAGGUGGCUAUGCAGGUGUGACACAGGUAUUUGUGCUGGUGGCUAUACAGGUGUGGUACAGGCAAUUGCACAAGUGGUUCUACAUGCAGUGUGUGGCAAGGUGAUUCUAACAACAGUUAUUACAGGAUUAUUCUUGUUGUAAACCUGGUCUUGUGUUCUUAAGUACAGUCUAAUUACACAGGCAUCAGGGAAGAGCCCAAGGGCGAGGAAUGCUUUGGACACCAAACACACAUGUGAGCGGAGCUUGGGUGUAAAAUCACGGUUGGAUUCCAUUUAUGUUUGCCACUCUGCUUCAGAGACCUUACCUCUUCUCUCUGUUCUUUUUUUCUAGUUUUGUCAAGGAAUCACACCAACGCACAGUACAAUUAUUCUCAGCAACAUUUCAGAGAAUAAGCUAUUUAUUUUAUUUUUAUGUAUGUGUUUUUUACAUUUGAAGAUAUGGAAGGAUGAUGAGGGCCGAGUUCCGUUUUAUUAUUAAAUCCAUCUUCUGAGAGCAGGUGUGCUGCCAAUUAGGGCUUCUGAUACUGGUGCUAUUUCACCCCGUGACCACAGGGGGGUGCUCUGCCACAUUGUGAACAAAGCUGUGCCUCAGCAUCGAUCACAUCACAUUUUGCUCAGUUCUCAGUGUACAGUCAAUGUGAACUCGACUGAUGAAGCUUUUUUUUAUGGAAAUAAAUGAAUUGAGCUUUGCUAUAAAAAAC
Molecule: messenger RNA, 3803 nt
Organism: Anguilla anguilla (European eel)
Lineage: Eukaryota; Metazoa; Chordata; Actinopteri; Anguilliformes; Anguillidae
Product: regulator of G-protein signaling 19-like
Exons: 5
Coding region: 108-842 (244 amino acids)
Source: RefSeq, a predicted model, not a curated record